Salpingoeca rosetta is the source of this 2066-nucleotide messenger RNA. Its product is annotated as monoglyceride lipase. The record is from RefSeq and is a predicted model, not a curated record. Gene Ontology annotation, cellular component: membrane. NCBI's taxonomy places the organism in Eukaryota, Choanoflagellata, Craspedida, Salpingoecidae. Bases 175 to 1692 code for a protein of 505 amino acids. The transcript has a single exon. Gene Ontology annotation, molecular function: lipase activity.
UUGCUUCUUCGCUUGGCUUGACGCCACUCCACCCACUUUCAUCAUCAGCCAGCAUCCAUUCAUUCAUCCGCACCAGAGCACCACACACACACGCUCUCACUCUCACACACACACUCUCUCUCGCCUCUUUGACACCCAGAACGACAAGCAACAACAGCAGCAGCAACAGCAAGCAUGCCUGUGCGGCGACAAUCGACGGUGCGCGCAAAGCGCACUUGGAACAUCCGCCUCGAGAAUGGAGGCAAGGUGCUUGUGAACGAGGACGGCCAGAGGCUGCACCGGCAUGUGUGGGACGCCUGCAGUGCCGAGCCAAAGGGCAUCGUGUUCUUCCUGCAUGGCGGCAUGGAGCACUGCCGCCGCUACGACUCCACGGCCGAGCGCCUCAACGCCGCCAACUACAAGGUGGUGGCCCACGACUACGUGGGGCACGGCCGCAGCGACGGCGAACGCAAUGUCAUCCACGACUUUGACGUGUACGUGCGCGACGUGGUGGCGGAGGUGCGCGAGCUGCGCCGUGUGCACCCGAACCUCCCCAUCUUCCUCGCGGGCAUCUCCCUGGGCGGCCUCAUCGCCUGCCUCGUGAACACGCAGGUCCGCGUUGACGGCAUGGUGCUCGUGGCGCCCGCCGUCAAGCCCGACCCGCGCACCGCCACAAAAGGCCGCGUGCGCAUGGCCAAGAUGCUGAACAAGGUGGCGCCCCGCCUGGGCGUGACCCGCCUCGAGCUGGACUGGAUCAGCCGCAACAAGGACGAAGUCGAGGACUACAAGGCCGACCCGCUCGUGUACCACGGCAAGAUGCGCGCCUGCUUUGCCAUGGCCGUGCUUGCAGCCUGCGAGGACCUGGAGAAGCGCGUGGACAAGAUCACGGCGCCGCUCCUCGUCCUGCACGGCGAGGACGACAAGAUCACGUCCAUGGUCGCCUCCCGCUUCCUCGUUGACAACGCCGGCAGCAAGGACAAAAAGCUCGUGACCUUCCCCGAGCACCGUCACAACCUGCUGCACGAGCUGCCCGAGGCGUCGGAGAAGAUUCACACCAUGAUCGUGGAGUGGCUGGACAAGCACGUCGACCCCAGCGCAGCCCCCUCGUCCGCUGCCGAAGCGCAGGUCGCGAGCGAGAAGAAGACAAGCGAUGCCGAGGGUCCGCCCAGCCCACCGCCAAGCAUGGCGACCAGCACGGCGGGGCCAAGCGCCAGCGGCCCAACAAAGGAGGACAUUGAACAGACGCUGGAGCCCCUGGCGGAGGGCGGGGAGGAAGAGGCCGAGCCGAGCAAGGAGGCGGAGGCGGAGACAGCUGCUGAGAUUGAGAAGGAGAGCGAGGAGAAGUCAACAGAGGACAACGACGCCGAAUCCGCCAAACCCGAGGAUCCCCGCAGCCCGCCACCCAGCAUGGCAACAAGCACAGCCGUGGGGAAGAAGGAUAGCGAAGAGGCAGAGGAGAAGAAGGGAGAGGAAGAGAAGCAGGAGGAGGCAGGGGAGAAGAAGGGUGAGGAUAAGGAAGGUGAGGCGGUUGUUGCUGGGGGCGAUGACGACGGCGCCCUCAAGCCUGAGGAUCCCCGCAGCCCACCGCCAAGCAUGGCCACGAGCCAGGCCGUUGAUGCGAAGAAGGGGGACAAGGCAGAGGGAGAAGAAGAGGAGAAGCAGGACACCGCCGAAGCCGCAGAGGCAAAACCGAUGCCUGUACUCACCGUCUAGUUGUGUGUGUGUGUGUGUGUGUGUGUGUGUGUGUGUGUGUGUGUGUGUGUGUGUGUGUGCGUUUGUGUGCUUGCGUGCGUCGCCGCAGUUGCAACAUGCGUAGUUGAUUGCGAGUUGUGCACGAUCAUCCCAGAUUCCCGCUGUGUGUACAUGUCCCUUGCCCGCACGCGUGCAUGUGUAGCUCUCGCCCCCUUGCCUGCUCAUGUGCGCCCCUACAUGGGUGGACUUGGAAUGGUUGGAUGGGCGCCCUUGCUGCUGCAUGCACGAUGUUUUCUUUGCUUGAAUGCUUGCUUGAUUCCUUGCUUGCUCAUCUUUGCUCGUUUGUUGUGCACUUCUUUCAAUAUGUUGUCAAUACACCGAUCAACCAAUCGCGA